GGAGGCAAGGAAACAGGCAGCUCUCCACGGACAACGCGAUUCUAUUUAUUUAUCUGGCUGCCAGCCAGCCAGCCGCCUUUCGAAACCGAGCACGAGGGAGCCGACGUGGUGGUCUCUGGAACCUGGUUCGAGCGAGCGAGCGACCCAUCUAUCCAGCCGCCUGCCGGGAAUUUCUGUGACGACGACGAGGAGGAGGAGGGGGUAUGGCAAUGGUGGCGGCGCAGGGAGGCGGCCGGAGGGACGCCGAGGCGGAGCUCAACCUGCCGCCGGGGUUCCGGUUCCAUCCCACCGAUGAGGAGCUGGUGGUGCACUACCUCUGCAGGAAGGUGGCGUGUCAGCAGCUGCCCGUGCCCAUCAUCGCCGAGGUCGACCUUUACAAAUUCGACCCGUGGGAUCUUCCAGAGAAGGCGCUGUUUGGCCGCAAGGAGUGGUACUUCUUCACGCCGCGGGACCGCAAGUACCCAAACGGCUCGCGCCCCAACCGCGCCGCCGGGAGGGGGUAUUGGAAGGCAACGGGCGCGGACAAGCCGAUCGCGCCCAAGGGCGGUGGCGGGGCGGCAGGAAUCAAGAAGGCUCUCGUCUUCUACUCCGGCAAGGCGCCCAGGGGAUUCAAGACCGACUGGAUCAUGCAUGAGUACCGCCUCGCGGACGCGGACCGUGCGCCGGGCAAGAAGGGCUCACGGAAGUUGGAUGAGUGGGUGUUGUGCCGGCUGUACAACAAGAAAAACAAUUGGGAGAAGGUGAAGGCUGAGGAGCCGGAGGCGGCGGCGCCGUUCCGUCACCAGCAGGGCGCAGCGGAGGAUUCCAUGUCUGACAGCUUCCAGACGCACGACUCGGACAUCGACAACAAUGCCUUCGGCAUGCAGAACGGCUUCGGUAACAUGGUGCACGGGCAGACCAUGACCAUGAGGAACGGCAUUGGCAGCGUGGCGAGGACGGUGAAGGAGGACAACUAUUGGUUUACCGACCUGAAUCUGGAUGAUCUACAGGCACCCUACAACGUGACCCAUGUGUUGAAUCCGAACCCUGUUCAGACGAUGAAUCUGGCAGCUGGGCAAGGCCAUGGCUACUUGCAGUCUAUGAGCUCGCCGUCGACGAAGAUGUGGCAGACCAUCUUGCCUCCGUUCUGAGAGUUGCUGUGAUGGAAGGGGGAAGAGAUGAUCUUGGGCGUAGGAGUGGUUAGACUGGCUAGGAACAGCAGGUUUAAAAUUUGGAGGGUCUGAAUUCUGCAACUGUUGCUGGUAGUCUUGUAAGGGUUAUUCAUUUGUUAAAUUGUGUGCUUGGUAAUAUACCAAAAGG
This is a messenger RNA of Zea mays, 1299 nucleotides long. RefSeq lists its product as uncharacterized. Gene Ontology annotation, biological process: regulation of DNA-templated transcription. Gene Ontology annotation, molecular function: DNA binding. The record is from RefSeq and is marked validated. The transcript has 3 exons. NCBI's taxonomy places the organism in Eukaryota, Viridiplantae, Streptophyta, Magnoliopsida, Poales, Poaceae. The coding region runs from base 204 to 1130 and encodes 308 amino acids.